Molecule: messenger RNA, 2618 nt
Organism: Cuculus canorus (common cuckoo)
Lineage: Eukaryota; Metazoa; Chordata; Aves; Cuculiformes; Cuculidae
Gene: MAPK11
Product: mitogen-activated protein kinase 11
Exons: 13
Coding region: 51-1199 (382 amino acids)
Biological process (GO): protein phosphorylation; intracellular signal transduction
Cellular component (GO): cytoplasm; nucleus
Molecular function (GO): MAP kinase activity; ATP binding
Source: RefSeq, a predicted model, not a curated record
CGGUCCCUCCCCCCGCGCCCGCCUCGCUCCGCGCCGCCGCCACCACCACAAUGUCCGAGCGCGGUGGGUUCUACCGGCAGGAGCUGAACAAGACGGUGUGGGAGGUGCCGCAGCGCUACCAGAACCUCACCCCGGUGGGCUCCGGCGCCUACGGCUCCGUGUGCUCAAAAUCAGUAGAAGAGUUUGUGUCAGGAGGCUGUGUUUUGGCCCAUUUUAUUGACAUUUUCUCAGCUUAUGAUACCAAAACAAGACAGAAGGUGGCAGUAAAAAAGCUUUCAAGACCUUUUCAAUCACUCAUUCAUGCGAGGAGGACCUACCGAGAGCUUAGGUUGCUCAAGCACAUGAAGCACGAGAAUGUUAUAGGAUUGCUAGAUGUUUUUACACCUGCGACAUCAAUAGAAAAUUUUAAUGAAGUAUAUCUGGUGACAAAUUUAAUGGGUGCUGACCUGAAUAACAUUGUGAAGUGCCAGAAGUUAACAGAUGACCAUAUACAGUUUCUCAUCUACCAGUUACUUCGAGGUCUUAAGUAUAUUCACUCAGCUGGAAUCAUCCACCGGGACCUGAAGCCCAGUAACCUCGCUGUAAAUGAAGACUGUGAAUUGAGGAUUUUAGACUUUGGUUUAGCUCGUCAAACUGACGAUGAAAUGACUGGAUAUGUUGCAACAAGAUGGUACAGAGCUCCAGAAAUUAUGUUAAACUGGAUGCACUACAAUCAAACAGUUGACAUCUGGUCAGUUGGAUGCAUCAUGGCAGAGCUAUUGAAAGGGAAGGCCCUGUUUCCAGGAAAUGAUUAUAUCGACCAACUAAAGAGAAUAAUGGAAGUUGUGGGUACACCCUGUUCUGAACUUCUGAAGAAGAUAUCAUCAGAACAUGCAAGAAAGUACAUUGAAUCUCUUCCACAUAUGCCUCAACAGGAUUUGAAAGUGGUAUUUCGUGGUGCUAAUCCAUUAGCUGUGGAUCUCCUUGAGAAGAUGCUUAUAUUAGACAGCGAUAAAAGAAUUACUGCCUCAGAAGCACUUGCACAUCCAUACUUCGUACAGUAUCACGAUCCAGAUGACGAACCUGAGGCUGAGUUGUAUGAUGAGUCAAUAGAGAAUAAGGAACGAACCAUAGAUGAAUGGAAAGAACUUACCUACGAAGAAGUGAUUAGCUUUAAACCCCCCGACUUAAAAAUGGAUAGCCUGGAGAUAGAACAGUGAAUGCAGGCAGCUCUGUCUUGCUUGCUGUGCUGCACUCUGAAGACUGUUAAAAUAUAACCAUACAAUUUAACCUGUGGUCAGAUGUAGAUUUUCCUAUCCAAAGAUGUUGGAGAAGAUGUGAAAAAGCAGAAACGCUAUACAGAAGCCAGAUGUUGUUUGUUUUGGGUGGGGUGUUUUUGCCUUGUAAUAUGAAUGUAUUCCCAACUCACAAAGGGUGAUAAAGAACUGCUUCAUUCUGACAAAAUUAUGCACUGAAUUCUGUCAAGCUGUGUGUUCUGCAUGUUUCAUUUUAUCAGUUGUAUUGCCAAAAUAAAGGUGACUUUUAAAAUUAUUUUUUAAAUUGUACGUUUAAAGCAUGAAUGUUUAUAAACAUGAACAUAGAAGCCCAUACAAGCAAUCCUUUUUCUUCUGGCAUUUUAUCUAUCUGUUUUCAUAUUAUUUAUAGUUAGUGCCUUUAUGAAGAGAGGGUGUGGUAGUGAAAUAGACGAAAUAUGCAUAAGUAGUCAUAUCUGUGGUGGUCUUACAGAUUUACUAGAUGUCUCUUAAGCAAUCUUAACACCAGCUGAAAGUCAGCAAAAAUAAAUCUUUGUCUUCUGUUGCCAUUCAGGUGUCUGCUGUCAUUAUUUUCCCCAUGUGUAUUUUUUAAUCUGCACAAUACCCAUUUGUGAGAUUAUUUUAUUUCCCGAUGGUCCUCCUAACCAUCCCAUCGCUGGAGUGCUGGUGAAUUUGUCCAAGUUUAUAGGAAGGUGCCCUGAAGGUGCUGCAGCAGAUCUCUGAAAGCUUCAGCACAGGCUGUCACAGAUGGCAGUGCAAGAGUAUUCAGUUCAGUUCACAGCUCUGAAUUAAAUGUUCCUUAUUGUCUUAUUUCCUUUCACAUAAUCCUUGGGAAAAUAAUCUAAUAAUUGCCAUUGGAAGGCAUGACAAGACCAGAAGAUUUAAGAAUUCGUUUUUGGAAAAACAAAAUAUCCAUCUUGUCAGUUUCUUUUUAAGCAAAAUUUUAAAGGUUUUGUAUCUUUAAAAAGUUGGAAAAUUAAAUAAUAAAUUGCAAGAUACACCAGAUAGUGAGAUUUCUUAAAGAAAUGUAUCUGAUUUUCCCAUUGACAGCAUAAUAAUGAAAGAGUAAUCUCCUUUGGCAUGAAGCUUCUGGUGGUGUACUGACUGUGUCUUUCUACAUACUGUGAUCCACAGUUGUUCAGUGUUGUUCAUUUUUGUGUCUCGUUCUCACUCUGUCAGAAUCUCAUUUUGGAGGUAACUUUUUAUAAUAUUUAGGUUUUCCGCAACUUUUGUCAUUAAGAUUCAGUUGUAUAGCUAUUACAUGACACAAUGAAUUCUACUGCAUUUAUUUACCUUCCUCUGUAUCUUUUCUAUGUAAAAAGAAAAGCUUUUUCUUAAUAAACAGAUUAAAAAAAAGUCAAGUCC